GGUUGAUUUUCUCUCUGUCAUCAUUUCCAUCUGCCAUGUUUUGGAUUCCUGAUUCAAGAAAGGGACUUCACCUGAUCUUUCCCAGACCCCCGAGCUUUCUCAAUCGAAAUUGGAUGGAUGCCAGUGCCAUGGCCAUGUUAGGACCUGCACCCGGACUCACAUGAAUCGGAUGCAGGGCAAUGCUUGCUCCCCUGUUAGACCCGUGAUCCAGGGGGUCAAAAUGUGCCUUUUAGCGAGUGAUGUAUUGACCCUUUUCAAAUUUUUGUCUUUGCCUCACAGAUCUUGCACAGCCCGAAGAAGGGUGGGAAAAAUUGGAUGCAUAAUAUGUUUUUUUGCAUUGGUGGGUCGCAGGAAGCUACAGGCCUAGGUUGAUGCAGCCCUUGCCGUGAAGAUUAGGCAAAAAUGCAAUGACACAGCAAAAAUCCAUCAUUUGGUGUUGCUUUUGAUAGAUUCUUGAUGAAUAGAGAAAGUCACGAACGCAACUGUAGACAAUCAAGUUGUAGCGUCAUGGUGGACCUUUAAUCAUGGUUCAAAUCCUCCCUUGGUCUGCCUCAUCCUCCAACUUUUUGAUAAAAUGUCUGUGAGCCCAAUGAUAUGGAGGAGACAGGGAAUGAGGUCGAAAGCAUCCACUUUGACCCUUUUCUAGUGUCAGCACGACCUUUCCAAUGUGAUAGUUUUCGUGUAGACCGGGCGUAAUUCGGCGUGUCGCACGAGUAAAUCCGUCAAAUGUUAGGCCAUUGUCCGUUGAAUAUAGCUGGUGUUAGAAGCGCAAAUUCGAAAAAGCGUUGGACUAUCUAAGGGCGACCCAGAAGAGUUGUUCAUCAAGACUGUUGAACCUGAUGAAAAGAAAAAAGUGCUCAUGCCUUUGCCUAUGAUUGGAAAUCUGAGAUUUGGGGCUGGGGCUCCUGUGGAGCAAAAGAAAUUCAAAGCAGGACCCACGGCCAUCAACUAACCAAAGACGGUGGACCUCUCUUGAGGCCUUGAGAGCGGCAUAAUAAAAUCCAUGCCAUUCAUGCUUCUUUCUCCUGGGAAGAAAGGCAGGUACUCUUCAACUCUGUCUUCUUGUUUUUUGAGUUUUUGAGCUCUCUUGCUCUUCCCAUGCCCAUCUUUCUCGUCCAAACAACGAAAUGAAUUCGUGAAGUUAGUCGCUUUUUUGCCACAAGGUCUCCAUAUCGAGACCACUUAGCUUUUAACAAGUUGUGGUUUGAUAUGAUGUCGCGUUAUGUAGCAUGCACUGCCGAUGAUGUUGCGAUUGGUAGAUAUGUCCAGAGAGAGAUUUUUCGCUUCUGUGCUGAAUAGAGUGGUCAGUCUUCCAAGUUUGAGAGCUAAAAGAUGUCUAGGAUUGUGUAUGAGAGGAAGCAACAAGAUGGAAGCUUGACGUAUGCUCUUCCUCAGUCGCCUCUCACUUCAUCGUCAAGUCCUUACGUCAUGAACUAUGGCACAGAAUCUACUUCUCCGGGAGCAUCUUCCUCUCGAAUUAGCCCCGCACUACUCCUGUUCAUAGUAAUUCUAGCUGCUGUCGUCUUCAUUUCCGGUCUGCUUCAUCUGCUCAUCAGAUUCCUCAUGAGGAGGCCAUCCACAUCCAUCUAUGACUCCAAUAGGUCCACUGAGAGCUCGGACUCUCAUGCCCUUCAGAGGCAGCUUCAGCAGCUCUUCCGUUUGCACGAUUGCGGCCUUGAACAAGCUCUGGUAGAUGCUUUGCCCGUUUUCUACUACAAAGAGAUCAUCGGUUUGAAGGAACCAUUUGAUUGUGCUGUUUGUUUGUGUGAAUUCUCCCACAAUGACAAGCUCAGGUUGCUUCCCACGUGCAGCCAUGCUUUUCAUAUAAGUUGCAUCGACACAUGGCUUCUUUCCAAUUCAACAUGCCCGCUUUGUCGAGGGUCUCUCGUGAACACGGAUCUCUUGGCUGGCCGGCGAGCACUCAACGUAGAUGAUUCUUGGAGAUUGCCCAGUGCAUUUCCCAUUGAUGUGGAGAAUUCAGUUCAUUGUGGUCCAAAACUAGCUAUAGAUGAAGAAAUGGGCAGCCAAAAGAGGGUCUUUUCUGUGAGGCUUGGUAAGUUUAGGAGCUUAAACGAGGACGAAGAUAGCGGAGAGAUAAAAGAAGAGACUAGUAGUUGCUGUUUGGACUCGAGAAGAUGCUAUUCAAUGGGUUCAUAUCAGUAUGUGGAGGGCGAUAUGGAUCUGCAAGUUGCUUUAUCCACUCCUUGCGCGCACAACAAGAGGGUUGUUUCGAAGAAUGGAAAUGUGAGAGCGCGGCAAUAUCGGAUCUCUCCCGGGGAUGAGGAGGGGAAGAAGAUUAGCGGGAGGUCAAGAGGAGAAAGCUUCUCUGUUUCCAAAAUCUGGCUUUGGUCUAAGAACGGCACAGGCCCGAGUUUUCCAAAUGCUCAUGUUGUUGUCACCCGUCAACCGGCGGGAGCACCGAAGGAUGGUAAAAUCCAGGAAGUUUGAGAUUCUUGUUUCCAGAUCUAAUUUACAUAGAUUACUGCAGACCCCAACAGUUUCAUGUUUCUUCCUAGCUAUCUCGAAAUUGAUCCGAAAUGUCCUUUCUAGGAACCAUUUGCCUAGGUGCUGGAAUGAGAGAUUUUUCGGUGACUUCUUUAGUUCACACAGUAGCAAUCAGGUAGUUUUACAAUAUCUAUCUUCUUGUUAUCUGUAAUUCCCGCAAAUUUCGCGACAAAUUCAAGAAUCCAUGAAGAUGCUUGAACUUCCCUU
This is a messenger RNA of Rhodamnia argentea, 2712 nucleotides long. Its product is annotated as RING-H2 finger protein ATL47-like. Lineage: Eukaryota; Viridiplantae; Streptophyta; Magnoliopsida; Myrtales; Myrtaceae. Bases 1333 to 2448 code for a protein of 371 amino acids. The record is from RefSeq and is a predicted model, not a curated record. The transcript has 2 exons.